This is a messenger RNA of Lates calcarifer (barramundi perch), 1383 nucleotides long. It is a transcript of the gene smndc1, whose product is annotated as survival motor neuron domain containing 1. The coding region runs from base 168 to 884 and encodes 238 amino acids. Gene Ontology annotation, molecular function: RNA binding. The record is from RefSeq and is a predicted model, not a curated record. The transcript is spliced from 6 exons. NCBI's taxonomy places the organism in Eukaryota, Metazoa, Chordata, Actinopteri, Centropomidae. Gene Ontology annotation, biological process: regulation of alternative mRNA splicing, via spliceosome; mRNA processing. Gene Ontology annotation, cellular component: precatalytic spliceosome; nucleus; cytoplasm.
UUCCUAUAUUAUCGCGAGAAAGUUCUCUGCGGGCCUUCGUUUGGAUAUUGGUGUACCGGAGAUCGGGGAGCGGACUGUUGUGUAUUUAAGCAGACGUUUUUGGCGAAUAAUCGAGUUGGAAAUUUGAAUGCUUGCCGUAUUUAUCGGACAAGAACAUUCAUACAGAGAUGUCGGACGACUUGGUGAAACAGUUAAGCAGCUACAAAGCCCAGCUGCAGCAAGUAGAAGUUGCCCUAUCUACUGACCCAGAUAAUGAAGACCUCCUAAAACUUCAAAAAGACUUGCAGGAAGUUAUUGAUUUGACAAAAGACCUCCUGACCUCACAGCCCAGUGAUGGGGCCUCCAGUACUAAUGGCUCAGACACAGUUCCCUUGAAGCACGGCUGGAAAGUGGGGGACAGGUGUAUGGCUGUGUGGAGUCAGGACGGACAGGUGUAUGAGGCUGAGAUUGAGGAGAUAGACCGAGAGAACGGCACUGCAGCCGUCACCUUCAGUGGAUACGGAAACGCCGAAAUCAUCCCCCUGCAGAACCUCAAACCAGCAGAGGAGGGGAAACGUUCUGAAGAGGAUGGGAGUGUCAAGCCAAAAUCAAAGAAAGAGCAAAUAGCAGAGCAGAGAGAGUAUAAGAAGAAGAAAGCCCAGAAGAAGGUACAGAGGAUGAAGGAGUUGGAGCAAGAGAGGGAAGAACAGAAGUCCAAGUGGCAACAGUUCAACAACAAAGCCUACUCAAAGAACAAGAAAGGACAGGUAAAGAGGAGCAUAUUUGCAUCUCCAGAAAGUGUAAAUGGAAAGGUGGGCGUGGGAACAUGUGGUAUUGCAGAUAAGCCUAUGACCCAGUACCAUGACACAUCAAAAUACAAUGUUAGACAUUUAAUGCCCCAAUGACCUAAUAUAUUCUGUACAUAAAAACCCACUGUAUACUAGCUGUAUCAGUGCUUUCCAUUGUGUUUAUACAUGAUUUAAGUUUCUCAAGUAAAGAAAGCUUUGAAAGGAAUUGCUUGCACACCAUUGUUUGAAAUAUUGAUGUAGUUUUCUUAUAUAUUAUGUAGGUACAACAAAAAACAUCCAAAUAGAGGGUAUUUUCCCUGCACUGGAACAGUGUCACUUGUUAUGUAAAAACAGGAAGCGGUGUGUUUUUAGCAAAGUUGAAAAGUCUGUUUGUGUCCAGCUUUCUUGAGGCCAAACACCUGCUAAGAUGUGUAUAAAUAUAUACCUGUAGAUUUGGUGUGUGAAAUUGAGGCUGGAUUUUAAACACCAACCAGUUCUUGGUGUGUCUGGAUAUUAAUAAUGGUGUUGAUUCAAGAUGGCUGAAUUUACAUUUUAAUUUCUGUACAUAUAUAUAACAGUGAAAUAAACAUUGUUUUGUUUUCAGUUUUUUUAAGAA